ACUUAAUCCGUGUAGAAGAAAACAACUAGCUAUGGGUGCAGUAACACCUCACAAGAUUCCUGUUGUGGAUUUAUCCAUAGAGAACAUGAAACCAGGCACAAGUGCUUGGUAUUCAGCUCGCAAAGAUGUCCAGCGCGCCCUUGAAGAGUGUGGUUGUUUCGUAGCAGUAUAUGAUAAAGUUCCACUAGAGCUUCAUAAAACAAUGUUUGCCAAAUUAGAAGAACUAUUCAAUCUUCCCCAUGAUACCAAAAUUAAAAACACUAGUGAUAAACCUUACUUUGGCUACUACGGUCAAAUCUCCAUUCUUCCCCUAUAUGAAUGUAUGGGAAUUGAUAACCCGAUCACUAAAGAAGGAAUAGAAAGUUUCACAAAUCUCAUGUGGCCUGCAGGCAAUGAACUUUUUAGUGAAAGUACUCAUUUGUAUGCAAAGCUAGUAGAAGAGUUGUACCAAAUGGUGAUGAGAAUGGUAUUUGAAAGCUAUGGUGUAGGAGACUUUGAGACUCAAAUGGAAUCAACCACAGUCCUUCUCCGAUGCUUGAAAUACCGAGCACCCCAGCUGAAUGAAACUAAUAGGGGUUUACGCGGUCACACAGACAAGAACUUCUUGUCUAUACUUCAUCAAAACCAUGUAGGUGGUUUGGAAAUAAAGGUUAAAGAUGAAGAAUGGGUUACUUUUGAAUCCACCCCUUCGUCUUUCUUAUUUUUGGCUGGUGAUGGACUCAUGGCAUGGAGCAAUGAAAGAAUACGAUCACCUUACCAUCAAGUCAUGUUGAACGGUAAAGAAAAUACAACAAGAUACUCCCUUGGGUAUUUUGCUUUGAUUAAUGGGGUGAUACAAACUCCUGAAGAGCUAGUGGAUGAUGAACACCCACUCAAGUAUAAGCCAUUUGACCAAUUUGAAUUUCUUCGAUUCGAUCAAUCAGAAGAGGGUCAGAAAUCCAAGUCUUCUAUCAAAGACUACUGUGGCGUUUGAGACCUUAUUGAAUCUGAGCUGAAGCAACUCUUUGUAAUGUUUUUUUUUUUUUUUUUUUUUUUUUUUUUUUUUCCUUCUUCUUCUUCUUCUUAUGAGUACGUUGCUGAUAGUGUGUAAAAUAAAGUUCAGAUGCUGUGUGAGUGUUUUGCCGCGUUGUUGGGUACCAUUCUUGUAAUGUGACAACAAUGUAUAUUUAUAUAUGCUUCACUGUAUGUGCUUGAUAUGAGUUGAUAAUAAGUAUGUUCAAUUAAUAAAGUAUUCCUCUCAUAUUUAUAUAUUA
Quercus robur (English oak) is the source of this 1253-nucleotide messenger RNA. RefSeq names its product probable 2-oxoglutarate-dependent dioxygenase AOP1. The record is from RefSeq and is a predicted model, not a curated record. The transcript has 3 exons. Bases 32 to 973 code for a protein of 313 amino acids. Gene Ontology annotation, molecular function: dioxygenase activity. NCBI's taxonomy places the organism in Eukaryota, Viridiplantae, Streptophyta, Magnoliopsida, Fagales, Fagaceae.